This is a messenger RNA of Diachasmimorpha longicaudata, 7990 nucleotides long. RefSeq lists its product as uncharacterized. The transcript is spliced from 7 exons. The record is from RefSeq and is a predicted model, not a curated record. Gene Ontology annotation, molecular function: protein dimerization activity. Lineage: Eukaryota; Metazoa; Arthropoda; Insecta; Hymenoptera; Braconidae. The coding region runs from base 337 to 7023 and encodes 2228 amino acids.
CGCCCUAUAAAGUGAGAAGUCGGUAAGGUCAGAACCCAGCAAAUAUUUUCACACCUGAAUUAAAGGACCAUUUUCUUCUCAAGUGUGAUUCCAAGAAUAUAAAAGAGUGACAACAGACAACAAAUAUCGAACAAUUGAAAGUGUGACUCCACUCAUCGAAUAUCCAAAUUACUGGAAUCUAGGAUACACAGAGAAUCGAAGGAUGUACGGGAGGCUAGAGGAGAGCAAAAAUGACAGCUUUGGUUGACAGGGCAAAAUGACUUCAGACAAUAGCAAUGAUCAUUCAUAACUUGUGCAGGAUUUUUUAUCACGUUAACUAUAAUAUGCGUCUAAAUUAUGCCCCGUAAGGAAAGAACAAAUGCCAAAACAUGGGAACGAGACAGAAGAAAUCGUAUGAACACAUAUUUCAAAACCCUAUCGGAUUUGUUGCCACCACAUCAAGAGGGUCGAAAGCGAAACAAAGUAGAUAUUCUCAUUUACGCAGCGAAAUACAUAAAGGAUCUCACCAAUCGUACCGAGGAACUUUUUUUUACACACGCAGUAGCUGCACACAAAGAAGAACUAAAUCGUCUGAAGAAGCUGGUGGCACAGCUCUAUUCACGCAACCAGCUGCUAUCGACCCUCUUAAAAGAAGCUGGAAUCACGGUACCAGCAGAGCCAGCCCUGGAGAAAAUUUCUCCCCUGAAGUGGUCAAAUAAAUUAAAUGUCGACGAUGUUGACAAGUAUUUAGAUAGAUAUAAUGAAUGUAAAAAGCCUGUUACACGUAGGAGUAAGCCAAUAGGUGUACGAGUGCCCUUGAAGAAAAAGCUCCCAACGACAUCCCCAAAGAAGUCUCCAACCGAUAAUGUAGAUACAUCAGAAAAUGUAGAUACACUUUCAGAGGAUCAAGAGAACCACGUGAACGCAAGUAUAACUGAUGCCACGGUCUUGCCGACUCCUGAGACGCCCUCAAAGUCCCCUGAGACGCGAAACAGCGUUCCCCAGAGCACCUCCAUCAUCGAGACACUAUCAUCCGAAAGUGUUGGACCGAAAUCAGGUGUUGCAAUUCGUAAACUAGAGUCACGAAAGAAAACAAAGAGAAAAAAAUCGGCAGCAGAGGAGAAGGAAAAACAAUCAACAGAUGUUGCUCACCAGGGAAACCAACAGCUUGGAAAUAUUAUACCAGGAACACUGAUUCUCUCUGGUGGAAAAAUAAUGCCUCUGAUGACUCCAAUAACUCCAAUUCCCUCAAAUAUUCUUGUUAAUGCUCAAGCCCAAUCAUCAAAUCAAAUAAUCCUGGGCAAUAACCAAGCGAAUUCAAUGAUAGUGAUGCAAUCAAUUGGCACCAGAAUUCAACAUUCAGUUGUACCUGUUAGAAAUCAAAAUAUCGUUAAGGCUGUGCAGAAAGUAACUCUCAAUACUGUACCAAGUAUUGGUACCAAUGUUGGAAUUAGUUCACAAGACUGGGUAUCAAAUGUUAGAACAAUUGUUGAAGCAACUAAAAUUGGUGGGAGAAAAGGAAUUUUGCCGAAAGGUAAAGAGAUAACUAAAACAACAAUGACAUACAAGGUACCAAUUCCUGCUAUUCACAGAGAUGGAAAUGUUUCAAAAAAUUCAGACAAUAAUGUUAGUGAAAAAAAUGAGCCAAAAAGUAGAAUUAAAAAGCCAGUAAAGGGUAAAAAAAUUAAGGAGAGAGAGAAAAAUUCUGGAAGUAAUUCGACGAAAGAUGAAAAAAAGUUAGAUAUCGAUUGUCCGAAAAAUGAGGAGAAAAGUAGGAAGAGGAAGAAUGCCAAUGAUCCCAAGUGUUUCCCACCAAAGGCGAUCAAAUCAUCUCUUCCAGAAACUUGUGUAUCUAUUGAGAAUCUUCGACACGUGAUUGAAAAGAUUGGAGAAGACGAAUGCUCCGAUAAAUCUCAGAAAUUGAACUCUGAUAAACCUGAAUCGGCUCAAAAAUCGAUUGAAACUUUAUCAUCAACAUGUGGAGACUCAAAAGAGGAAAUUUCCUCUUUCGAGAAAUCACAAGAAUCAACGCAGCCAUCAACAUCUGAGGAAUUGUUCAAUAAAUCAAACGUUGGAACGUCCCACGAUUCGUUACCGACGGCGGAGCCAGCGAUCUCCAAGUCUUGCGACUCCUCAGUGUUAAAUCCUUCGAUUCAGUCAGCCUCACCGAAAGCCCCUUCAUUCCCUCAACUGGAUCCAUCAAAAUCUUCAUCGACCUCUUCCCUCUCCGAAGUUGAUAAAGUCAUCGCUGAGACAGAAGACAAAAUAGGGGAGACUAAAGGCGAUUGUGACCUUGGACGACUGAAUAAUCUCCUAAAUGCAGCGAGCACUCAGCCCCAAGUUCCUGAAGACACCAGAGCAAUAUUGGACAGUGGAAAAAUCAUUCUAAAUUUGGAUACCAACACGACUACCACAAUGAAACAGGACACGAAUAUUCCAGGAAAUACAAUUCCCCCAGUAUCUACAUCAACUAUAUCUGAAGGGCUCUCAAAGGAUGAUAAGUCGAAGGAAAUCAAAUCUCUGUCGUACUCAUCCAGCAGCACAUUUGUUCCAAUAAAUACCAGAAACGAAUCCCUCCAUUCAGAUUUAUCAAACGAUCUCUUUGCUUCACUGCAAGUGCCCUCCAGUUCCCACAAUCCAGAAUCAAUUUCUCCAACUGCAGCUUUCCUAAUGGCUUUUCCACUGGUAUCAUCAUUGAACGGAAAAACCGAGGUCCUUGAAGAGGACAUGAAGGAGGAUCUGAAGUACCACAGCCAGACACCCCCAAUGCUCCUUCAGAUAGGCACCAUUGAGCCGACAAUCUUUAAACCUAAAUCAAAUGAAAAUAAAUGUCAGGAGACAAUACAUGAGAAAGGAAGAGUCCCUCAAAGCCCAGAUAAAUCCCUUGACAUCACCUCUAAGCCGCUACCGAAAAUCAUCAACAAUGAGCCCAUAAAGGAACGAUUGUAUAAAGUUGUGCCUUAUUCCGAGCCGUCAAUGGCGCCUUUCCCUUCAACCCUCACAAUUUCCACAAAUCCACCAAACUCAAUGGUCCAACGAGAGCCUCAACCCAAAAAAAAUUCUCUGGAUAAUCCAAACAAUUCAAAUACUUUAUUAGAAACCCCGAAACUCGAGGACCAGACGAGAAAGAUCCAGAAAGUAGAGGCGAGCACUUCUUGCUCGAUAGUCCACACAAGUCCAGCAAUACUUUCAAGAGUAAUGGAUCAAAUGCCGAAAUACGACAGUAACGUGAAGUACCCCAGUCACCCAGAGUUCGUCCCUAAUUAUUCAAACUUCACGAGUGUCGACAAUCAAAUGCCAUCAACUACGAGGAUCUCUUACUCCACUCAUUCAUCCUCACAAGUGCCCCAGUCAGUCUACUCCUAUCAACUUCCACGUCAGACUUUUGUGAAUCGUUCCAAGAAUAUCAGCUCUAUGGACAAUCAGACCGUGACCUAUACCAUGUCCCAGAGUCGACCGAUAACAGAGCCCAAUGAUCCCAAUGAUUAUCAGACUCGAAAUGUGAACCCUACGAUGCCAGUAUCGUCGCACAGUCUCCAGUACAAUUACACAGCUCGACCAAAGGACUCUUAUCCUCACCAGCAUCAAGAGCAGCAGCGAGCCUACGUGGAGCAGGGACAGACGAAGGACUCGACAAUCUGCCAGGGCACCUACUCAAUGCACAAGGACUCUCAGAUGUACCAGGAUUACUCGAACGUCAAUAAGACGUUAGGGACUCUAGACGCCUCCCAACUCUCGCGAUCAUACGCCCCACCGUCAUCAUCAAUCAAAGAUCCUCCCCAGAACUACCAAAAUUAUCCACCAAUCGUUCAAACGAAGGAGCCACCACGUGACGUGCCAGCUAAUCUCCCUCAGAAUUACCCUGAUCAAUCAAAACAACCAACUUUGGAAACUUUUGACAAUCUCCAGAGGGACUUUGACUCGACUCGUAAAGAUUCUUUCGUGCCUUCGACUUCUACUGGCUCGAAACUCCCUAAACUCCCACAGAACAAUCAGAGUACCGAGACCCAGAGAAUUGAGACUUCAAUAUCAUCAGCAGUAGACAAAAUCCCUCAAGAUCAUUUCAACACGAAUUAUCCGAAAGGAAAUGGAGUGUUGCUUUCUGAUCCUCGAUACCAGGUGAAACGUUCAGAGGCUCAGAGCUACGGACUUUACACCAAAGAUCAGAAAAAAAUAUUUGACAACCGUUCGAAUAGCCAAGUAAAGUCUCAUACGCAGCCUUCCUUGCUUCGAUAUCCCCAUCAAGUUCACCAGCAGCAGCGCCAACAGCAGCAGACGAACGUGACAACUGGUAAUUAUGGCCAGAGUAUGACGGAAAAUCUUGGCAAAUCCACUACAACAGUCGCCCACAACUCCUCCAACUACAGCAUUCUCUCCUGGACAACACUGUCCCCUAUGGGCCUUGGAGGUAAUAAUAAUAAUCUUGGGCAUUUUGAGGGUGGGACAGAUCACGUUGAUGACAAUGAUGGGAAAGCAAUUUGCGAGAAUUUCAAUUACAGCCAACUGCACAAGGAAACUGUUGGAUUUGGAAAUAUUUUGCAGACCGACCAGUAUCCAGCACCUGAAGCAAUUAUUGAUAAAUCUAAACAAAAAAUGUCGAAUGACAAUAAACAGGAGUAUGGGGACACUACGAAAAAUAAGAAUGUACAGAAUAUUCAGCAGAAGCAAACGAGCAGAACUCAUACUCACAAUCAGAACCAAAGUAUGGGAGGUGAUUACAAAUAUAGUGGAGAACAUAAGAAUAAACCCAAGUACUCGAUGGACUCGGCAUACACUCAGACAGAGUUUGGAGGAUUGGAUCAGAGGCAUCAGCAGACACAACAGACUCUUAAAACCCACCAAAUCCCGGAAUCUAAACCUGAGAAAACUGUUUAUUCUAUUCCUUACGAUUCUCAAAUAACAUUCGAUUUGGCUGAUCCUGUGGGUCAGUCCCAAACCAAAUGUCCUGAUAUUUACACCGAGAGUAAUUACAAGUAUGGCGACGAUAAGGAUCAGCACUCCCACAUCAAGUACCAACCCAUCCUUCAGGGACAGCCCCCAGGAGUUCUGAAUGAUAAUGUGAGCUACAAUUCGUCCAAGGGAAAUCAGCAGCAACAGAAUAUGAAUAAAUCGAAAAUUGCUCCUGUCCAGCAACAGAUGCAACCAGUAAGACCACCAGUCAAUUGGAUGAUGACUCCAGAGGUAAAGCACAACUCAAACAUUGCCGAUUUGAUUUUACCACCUAUUGGAAAGGAGCUCGACUUUUGUCAGAACAAUAUCUUCAGUCAAACUCCUUCUUACAAUCAGGGCACAUCGAAUCAGUUUUACAAUAAUUACGAUGUGUCUGUGAGUGCUGCUCACACUUUCACGAAUGUUGGAGGACUCCAAAGUGACCGAUUCUAUCCUGAGGAGCAACCAUUCUCUUGGAGUCCAACGAAAAAUCCUCAGAGUGGAGCUGAUCAUCAGAAUAUGAAGGGGCUGGAUCAACAGGUCGUGUCUUCGACUCUGCCAACGCUAGUGGGGGAUUUGGCUUUGGGAACCAACAUUCCGGAAAAGCAGAACUUCUUAUUCGGUCAGGUGCCACCGAGGAGCAAUGAACUACCAAAGACUUCGGUUAAGGAGAAGGAUAGCAAUUUUCAGGUUAUGUUGAAUCCUCAGACUGGACAGCAUACCAAUCAGGGAACCUCGUUCUUAUCAGUUAGUCAGCUGGUGGAACAUGAGAAGGCAGAGAAAGGUCAUCAUCAACAGAAUCAUCAUAGUCAUCAUCAUCAUUCACAGGCCCCACCCCAGUCCCGGAAGCCACGAAAAAACCAUCCAACCCCCCGAACGACCACAAAACGACAAAUGGAUAUGCGAAAGCAGAACAACGACCACCAGAUGCAGCAGCAUGACGAUCAAAAGCUACCAUCAGCCCAUGGGUUUUCCGAUCAAUAUCAACAGCAGUCGCACCAGCAGCCUCAACAGUCCCAAAAAUAUCAACAAAACGACGCUUUAUGGAGAAAUCGCAAUUGCAAGAGUAACUACACAGCUGAAGCUCUAAUUGGUGUAAACAAUACGAAUCUUCACGAUGGAAAUGCACCUGAUAAACAGCUUCAUGCUCCAGCAAUCAAAUUCUCCACAGAUUAUUCACAGAAUAAGUUUCCUGGUAGUCUUGGAACAACUGAGAUGGUGAUGCCACCAAUCAAUUAUCUGACGACACCAGACGAUGGCAACAGCUAUGGACAAGUGAUGAACCAAAAUUUCAAUCACUCCUCCUACACCUACUCGCCAAAUACAAACAUAUACCCCUCCACAAAUUUCAUUCCUGGUAUUUCAAACACCACGAGUAGCUACAUGAUGCCACUCCACGACAAUCCCACUGACUACCUCGAGGCUAAUUCAUUUCUAGUGCCCAAUGUCACUAACAUCACAACUCCAAAGUCUGUCAUCAACACUUCCACCAGCAGUUUAUCGGCAUCAACAAGCAGAACAUCAGUGUCUGCUACUGCUCCCACCAAUGCCAAGAAUCAACAUUACAAUAACACCGGAAAACAGCAACAAUGUGACAAACGAAAUUACACAAAUGUCUCGAAGAAGAGCAAGAGAAAGCCUGAAACAACGAUGCAAAAUUUGGAGUUUCCCAUUGGUGCUGCACCCAUGGAGGAUUAUCACUCUCAUCAUCACACCCAUCCUUCGACCUUUCUACCUCCACCACCGCAUGCUAAUCCACUCUACCAGAAUAACUCGAUCUCGAAUGCUAAUAGAAACCGGGGAACAAGUGGAAGUGCAAACUCAGUAGCUAUGACACAUCAUCCGUCCGGAACAAGUCUCACCAAUUUUAACUUAAGCACUAUAUUUCCGGAGAUUAAUGAUAAGGUCACAGGGUACAAACCUCCUAACACGAUUCAGCCAGGCUUGUCUCAAUCCUCCAAUCAUCCGUCGACGAGCUAUCCUCAGCGAUCUAACUACACAACAAACAAUUCUCUGGGUCUUGCUGCACAGGUCUCACAAUUGGAGGCGGGUCAAUUUGCGACCGACUUACCUGUACCACCACCGCCGAGUGUGCUACACUACAAGGCCACUUGACGAGCAAAAAAUGGACCAUCCAAUUAAACAAAAAAAAAAACGGCGUACUAAUGUGAAUAUAUUUGAUGUAAUGAAAUUUGUACAUACACUUUGGCGUGAGAAUUGCCUCCGACGAUGUUCUACAUUGAGAGAAAAAUUUUGUAAAACGAACGAAUCAUUCGGGGACUCCUCGGGGACUUACGCCGGUGUCGACGGUGUAAGUCCCCGAGAACACGAAAUAUCUGGGACCUUUUAAUGGAUUUCGUGAUUAAAGUGUAUGAUUCAAUCGUUGAUUCUGACGACUUCAAACAGAAAUUUCAUGAAUCGAUCGCAUGGGGGUUCAAGUCUAUCAGAUAUUCCUUUAGAUUCCCUGAAUAUUUUAUGACAUACUAAUUAGUUGGUACCAGAUAGUAUGACUAUUGUGGUCUUUUACGUGGUACCCUAGACAAUUCCUUACCCACACGUACCUCUAAGCUAACUUAUAUCUAACUCCUCAUGCACUUGGUUCAUUUUCCGGCGAUGACACAAUCCCUCAUCACCGGGAUUCGAACCUGCGCUGUUCGGGGGUUCAGUCAUAGGCCCAGCACGCUGACGAGGAGCCCAAAAAUGUCCUCUUUAUUUUAUCAGAUUCACAUUUUUAUUCGAAUGUACCACAUUCUGUCGAUCUGGUACUUUAUUGCAGGCGAUAUCACGUGCAAUAAGACAUUUUCAAUGAAAUAAUGACUCAUUUUGAGACUAAUGUAAUUAUCUACGAUCCCUAGGGAAUCCAUUGGUAAAAUGAAGAUUUACAAUGUUGAAACAAUGGAAUUCUAUUUUCAUAUGAAUAUAUGCGCGUCCAACAAAAUAUAUUUCGUAGAAUCUACGAUAUUUUUCUCUCAUUGUAUAUACUCACACAUCUUCACCACUAUUCCCUAUCAUUGGAGGGAAUUCUUCGGCCAUUCUAACUUUACAAAGAUGUUGAAUUAAAUAUUAAAUUUAAUAAUAUUUA